This is a messenger RNA of Ceratosolen solmsi marchali, 1894 nucleotides long. Its product is annotated as acetyl-coenzyme A transporter 1. Gene Ontology annotation, biological process: acetyl-CoA transmembrane transport. The transcript is spliced from 9 exons. Gene Ontology annotation, cellular component: membrane. The record is from RefSeq and is a predicted model, not a curated record. The coding region runs from base 320 to 1852 and encodes 510 amino acids. Gene Ontology annotation, molecular function: acetyl-CoA transmembrane transporter activity. NCBI's taxonomy places the organism in Eukaryota, Metazoa, Arthropoda, Insecta, Hymenoptera, Agaonidae.
UCGUACUUCCUAGCUUCGUGUGGACUCGGCGCUCGGGCUCGCAAGACUUGCUCCAAUUGAAAACAACGUGGCAGCAUGCGCCGCAGCAUUUUGUACAUUUCUCUUGUCAGUUAAAGGGUGGCUUGGCAUUUCGCAUAUGUGUCGUCAAGGUCCCAGGGCAACGGAAUUUCAGGCGAAUACGUUGUCGCGGAGAAGCGAGCUUAAGGCCAUAGUGUGUACAUUAUUUGCAGCUUGCGGCGAGAAUAUUGUCAGGAUUGGGUGAUUGUUAAUUGCAUUCGAGUAUCACCAAGUCUCGCCAAAAGAGUAAUAGGAGAAAUUUAUGAUGAAGCGAAGAUCGGAGGACGCGAAUGUUCUUGAAGAGUCUGGAGAAGCAAAUGGAGUUGUGGUAGAGCGAGGCAGUAUUAAAGGUGAUGAAAACAAUAUUGCUAUAUUGUUAUUUUUAUAUUUGUGUCAAGGAAUACCAUUGGGUCUUUGUAGCUCGAUUCCCAUGCUUCUUCAGAACCAUAGAGUAUCGUAUAAACAGCAGGCUGAAUUCAGUUUCGUAACAUGGCCUUUCUCGUUGAAGCUAUUGUGGGCGCCGAUAGUAGAUUCGGUAUUUAUUACGAGAUUCGGUAGAAGGAAAACGUGGCUAUUGCCAAUUCAAUAUUUAAUGGGUCUUUUUAUGUUGUAUUUGUCGAAUCAUGUGGAUCGUUGGUUGGGCAACGAAGAUGGAAGCGAAUUGAACAUUGGAUUGUUGACCGCUUUGUUUUUUGCUUUAAACGUUCUUGCUGCGACUCAAGAUAUAGUAGUCGACGGUUGGGCGCUCACCAUGUUUAAGCGUUGUAACGUUGGUUAUGCUUCGACUUGUAAUAGCAUUGGGCAAACGGCUGGUUUCUUCCUUGGAUAUGUAUUGUUUAUGGCUCUAGAAUCGCCAGCAUUUUGUAAUACAUAUUUAAGAUCAGUGCCUUCGAAUACGGGUAUCGUUACAUUUCCCGGAUUUUUAUACUUUUGGGGUUAUGUAUUUAUUAUUGUAACUACUCUUAUUGGAAUAUUCAAACGUGAAAAUACCGAAAAUAUUCCAAAAAGUGAAAAUAUGAACAUAAAAAAGGCUUAUGAGUUGCUUUGGAGAACUAUGAAAUUACCCAAUAUUAAGCAAAUGAUACUGAUUUUACUCACUGCCAAGAUUGGUUUUGCAGCGAGCGAUACGGUAACUGGCUUAAAAAUGGUCGAAGCUGGAAUUCCAAAAGAAAAGUUUGCUCUUAUGGCUGUACCAAUGAUACCGUUACAAAUAAUCUUACCGGUCUUUAUAUCCAAGUAUACCGUAGGAUCCCAACCGAUGAAUAUUUACUUAAAAGCCAUUCCAUACAGACUGCUAUUUGGUUUGGUCGCUGCAUUUUUAGUUUGGAUUACUCCAUAUUUUAUAAGAAAUGGCGAAGUACCUGUAUAUUAUUUUAUAUUACUAGUGAUAUUGUAUUUUCUUCAUCAGAUUUGCGCGAGUUGUAUGUUUGUUGCAUCGAUGGCAUUUUUUGCCAGGAUUAGCGAUCCAGCAGUUGGUGGAACUUAUAUGACAUUUCUGAAUACAUUAUGUAAUCUUGGAGGAAAUUGGCCAGCUACAGCGGCCCUAUAUUUUGUCGAUACACUUACGUUUAAGCAAUGUAAAGAGUAUAUUGUCAAUAACUGCGGUGGAGGUGAAGAAAACGAGACGUGUAUGAACGUAAAUAAAGUAUGUCAUACACAGUUGGAUGGCUACUACAUAGAGAGUUUUCUUUGUAUAAUCAUUGGCUUCCUCUGGCUCCGGUGGGGAAAAAAUAUAAUACGAAAUUUGCAGAACAAGCCAGCAAGUACUUGGAAAGUAGUACAACAGAAAAAUUAGGUCAUAUAAAUAAAACAAUGACAAAAAAAAAAAAAAAAAACA